AUCCCCGAUCGAUCUGGUUUUAGUGCUGGACGUUCGAUACAGUUCCACGCGUGAUUGUAACGUCGGUGUUAGCCCGCCGAAUCCAGACCGUGUUUCCAUUAGCGCUGAGCGCGGGAGAGUAGAGGGAGAAUGGAUGCCAUCUAGUUAUUGUCGAUCUUAUGUGGGAAUGAAUGCUCUAAAGUAAGGAUCCAUGGCGGGGUAUGGCGAGGGUUACACUGGGCCAGGUGAUGGUUCCAGUUCUGACGGUCCGGCGGAGGAGAAACAUGAGGUAGUCGAGAGGGGUAGUAAAGAGACGGGCAGCAAACCCAAGCGCAAGAGGAGCUGCCCCAUGUACUUCGGGGUCAAGUCGUACCUGCACCACUUCUACGAAGACCCCACCUUCAAGGACCCCUCGGUCUACGAGGACGAUGACCACCGCUUUCUGCUGCAGCCCCAUCAGAGGCGUCGGCGGUGUACGCCCAUAUGGUGGAAGCUGUUUAUGUGGAUCGGGGUCACCCUCCUACUAUUCGGUGUUACCGGCAUUCUGAUUGGCUACCUCGUUCCACCACGUCACGUCCUGAUUGGCGACAGCCUCACCGGAAACGCGUACGUGGACCAGCGCGCGCAGGAAUACAACACGACCUUGGACAUGUGCAAGCUGAUUGGUCUGAUCCUCUUCUGCAUAGGGGGCGUCACCUUGGCCAUGUCGCUCCUCUUCCCCUCCUUCCUCACCCGGUACUGUGACGACGAGGCGACCUGCGAUGACCCGGAUAUGAAGGUCCCGCUUCAGACCGAGGCCAUGGAGAAGGGGCCCCUGAACCCUGUGCAGAUGGCCAUCCCGGCAUCCUCGCUGGUGAAGGAGGUUCAGCCCUCCAAGAAGCCCGAGCAGCAGAUGUUGACUCAGACGGCCCCAGUGUCGAUAGACAAAUAGACCCGAAUCUUCUUCUUCUUCUUCGCUCUCCUCGUGUCCCCAGCUUGUAUUGCGUGUUGAAGAAAUGGAACAUCUCCGUAUAUUCGUACAAUUUACUUCCUGACUUGAAACUCACUGGAUUUAGUAAAGAUU
Physella acuta is the source of this 1042-nucleotide messenger RNA. Its product is annotated as neurensin-1-like. The record is from RefSeq and is a predicted model, not a curated record. Lineage: Eukaryota; Metazoa; Mollusca; Gastropoda; Physidae. Gene Ontology annotation, biological process: nervous system development. Gene Ontology annotation, cellular component: neuron projection; transport vesicle; neuronal cell body.